AUGUUCUCAGAUGGUUCAGGAGACGAGUGUUUGUUUCAGAGCGACAGGAGGAAUAAAAACAGAGGAGAGAAAAAACACGGAGGAACGACUUCAUCUUCAGACGACAACCGAGAAAGAGUCCGAACACGGGAGAGGAGAAACAGAGGAGGAGAAAAGAGGAGAAACAGAGGAGGAGAAACGGAGGAGAAACAGAGGAGAAAAAACACGAAGGACCGACUUCAUCUUCAGACAAUAACCGAGAAAGAGGCCGAACACGAGAGAGGAGAAACAGAGGAGGAGAAACAGAGGAGAAACAGAGGAGAAACAGAGGAGAAACAGAGGAGAAACAGAGGAGGAGAAACAGAGGAGGAGAAACAGAGGAGAAACAGAGGAAUAAAAACAGAGGAGAGAAAAAACAGGAAGGACCGACUUCAUCUUCAGACAAUAACCGAGAAAGAGUCCAAACACAGGAGAGGAGAAACAGAGGAGGAGAAAAGAGGAGAAACAGAGGAGAAACAGAGGAGAAACAGAGGAGAAACAGAGGAGGAGAAACAGAGGAGAAACAGAGGAGAAACAGAGGAGAAAAAACAGGAAGGACCGACUUCAUCUUCAGACAAUAACCGAGAAAGAGUCCGAACACAGGAGAGGAGAAACAGAGGAGGAGAAAAGAGGAGAAACAGAGGAGAAACAGAGGAGAAAACAGAGGAGAAACAGAGGAGGAGAAAAGAGGAGAAACAGAGGAGAAACAGAGGAAAACAGAGGAGAAACAGAGGAGGAGAAACAGAGGAGAAACAGAGGAGAAACAGAGGAGGAGAAACAGAGGAGGAGAAACAGAGGAGAAAAAAGAGGAGAAACAGAGGAGAAACAGAGGAGAAAAAAGAGGAGAAACAGAGGAGAAAAAAAGAGGAGAAACAGAGGAGGAGAAACAGAGGAGAAACAGAGGAGAAAACAGAGGAGAAACAGAGGAGAAACAGAGGAGAAAAAAAGAGGAGAAAAAACACGAAGGACUGACUUCAUGUUCAGACAAUAACUGAGAAAGAGUCCGAACACGGGAGAGGAGAAACAGAGGAGGAGAAAAGAGGAGAAACAGAGGAGAAACAGAGGAGGAGAAACAGAGGAGAAACAGAGGAGAAAAAACACGAAGGACCGACUUCAUCUUCAGACGACAACCGAGAAAGAGUCCGAACACAGGAGAGGAGAAACAGAGGAGGAGAAAAGAGGAGAAACAGAGGAGAAACAGGAGGAGAAACAGAGGAGAAACAGAGGAGGAGAAAAGAGGAGGAGAAACAGAGGAGAAACAGAGGAGGAGAAACAGAGGAGAAAAAAAGAGGAGAAACAGAGGAGAGAAAAAACAGGAAGGACCGACUUCAUCUUCAGACGACAACCGAGAAAGAGUCCGAACACAGGAGAGGAGAAACAGAGGAGGAGAAACAGAGGAGAAACAGAGGAGAAACAGGAGGAGAAACAGAGGAGAAACAGAGGAGGAGAAAAGAGGAGGAGAAACAGAGGAGAAACAGAGGAGGAGAAACAGAGGAGAAAAAAAGAGGAGAAACAGAGGAGAGAAAAAACAGGAAGGACCGACUUCAUCUUCAGACGACAACCGAGAAAGAGUCCGAACACAGGAGAGGAGAAACAGAGGAGGAGAAACAGAGGAGAAACAGAGGAGAAAAAAGAGGAGAAACAGAGGAGAAACAGAGGAGAAACAGAGGAGGAGAAACAGAGGAGGAGAAACAGAGGAGAAAAAACAAGAAGGACCGACUUCAUCUUCAGACAAUAACUGAGAAAGAGUCUGAACACAGGAGAGGAGAAACAGAGGAGGAGAAACAGAGGAGGAGAAACAGAGGAGAAACAGGAGGAGAAGAAGGGGAGAAAAGAGGAGAAACAGAGGAGAAACAGAGGAGGAGAAACAGAGGAGAAACAGAGGAGAAACGGAGGAGAAAAAAGAGGAGAAACAGAGGAGAAAAAGAGGAGGAGAAACAGAGGAGAAACAGAGGAGAAACAGAGGAGAAAAAAAGAGGAGAAACAGAGGAGAAAAAGAGGAGAAAAAAGAGGAGAAACAGAGGAGAAACAGAGGAGAAAAAAAGAGGAGAAAAAGAGGAGAAAAAGAGGAGAAACAGAGGAGAAAAAAGAGGAGAAACAGAGGAGAAAAAAAGAGGAGAAAAAGUGGAGAAAAAAAGAGGAGAAACAGAGGAGAAAAAAAGAGGAGAAACUACAAAAACUAAAAAGUUAUUCUCAAGUUUAUCUUUGUUCAAUCGGAGGAUCUCAGCCACAAACAAAAAACAGUAAACUGCUGUAAAAACCUGGACGGUCCUUCACUCAGAGAUGAAAACUAAGAACUUUAAAAACAACAAAUCAGCUGAUCCUGUAAAAACAGCUGAUCCUGUAAAAACAGCUGAUCCUGUAAAAACAGCUGAUCCUGUAAAAACAGCUGAUCCUGUAAAAACAGCUGAUCCUGUAAAAACAGCUGAUCCUGUAAAAACAGCUGAUCCUGUAAAAUCAGCUGAUCCUGUAAAAACAGCUGAUCCUGUAAAAACAGCUGAUCCUGUAAAAACAGCUGAUCCUGUAAAAACAUCGUUGUUAACGGUAACCUGCUGUAUCUACAGAUUCACACUCAGAUGUUUCCUGAGGACAGACCUGACGGUCCACGUAGACCUCCUCGCAGACAGACAGGUGUGCAGGUGUUUAUCAGAUCAUGUUGGUUCUGAUCCUAACGGGUCGUCUGAGCAGGUCGUGGUCAGGAGAGUUUGUGUUGACCCGGUCGGUGGUUCUAGAUUCAGAGUGACCGCUCGUCCACACACUCCUCCUCCGUCAGUCAUGUGACUCGGUCAGAAAGUUGGAGCGGUUCUUCCUGAAGUCUUCUUCUCUGUCGGCGUACCUGGACCUCCUCCGCCCUCCAUCUGGCAGCAGCUGAGAGCGUCACGUCGAGCUCUGAUGGCGUCCAGGCUCGGUCAUCCUCCCUCAUCAGCGCCGUCUGUCAGGACGCCGUCGCCCGCAGCUCAUCAAGAGCCUCGCUGCGGCUCUCUGCGGCGUGCUGGGCGCCUUCACAGGAGAAAACGGGAGAAAACACUUCGCAGCGGCGCCUGACUGAGCGUCUGUCAGUCAGCGGAGAAUCUGCAGACAUCAGAGGCGGUGAGAGAACGUCAGGAUCAGGAGACAGACCGAAGACUCGGGACAUGAGGGUCCAACUACUCCACGUAUGUCUCAUGUUACAAAAACACGUUCAGUUCUCAUUUACACCAACAUGGCGAUACAAGAUGGCGGCCUCCGUGGAGGAGGACCUGCUGGUCUGGAGGCAGAAAAAUCUCCAUGUCACUAAAAACUGA
This is a messenger RNA of Xyrichtys novacula (pearly razorfish), 3302 nucleotides long. The record is from the annotation of a GenBank genome assembly. NCBI's taxonomy places the organism in Eukaryota, Metazoa, Chordata, Actinopteri, Labriformes, Labridae.